Messenger RNA from Verticillium alfalfae VaMs.102, 930 nucleotides. RefSeq names its product SirQ. Bases 1 to 930 code for a protein of 309 amino acids. The transcript is spliced from 2 exons. The record is from RefSeq and is a predicted model, not a curated record. Lineage: Eukaryota; Fungi; Ascomycota; Sordariomycetes; Glomerellales; Plectosphaerellaceae.
AUGACGAAGAAUCACGCUCUCAUCUAUGCCUACAUCAUGGACACCGAUCCGGCGAAAGAGUGUGAGAUCAACAAGGAACUCAUCAAGCGCGCCGUCUCCGCCGUCGAGAAUCUGUCCCAGAAUCUCAAAUUCGUUGUCCUGCCGACCGGGACCAAGGCAUACGGCGUGCACCUUCUCGACGAAAACUUUCCCUUUAAAAAUGACCUGCCCCUGCGAGAGUCUUUGCCUCGCAUCCCCGAGCCGUACGCCUCGCAGAUGUUUUACUACGACCAGACGGACAUGCUCGUCGAGAUGGCCAAGGGCAAGUCGUGGACCUGGUGCGAGGUGAUCCCAGACAACAUCAUCGGCUUCGUGCCCAACAACAAUAUCUACUGCCUCGCGCAGACGGUCGGCACGUACCUGGCGCUCUACGCCGAACUCCAAGGCAAGGGCGCCGAGGUCCCGUUUCCGGGCACGGAGCGGUCGUGGCGCAACCUCAGCAAUGAGAGCAACCAGGACAUUGUGGCCAGGGUCUGCAUCUACGCGUCGCUGCACCCGGAGACGACGGCCGAGCAGCGGUACAAUGCGACGGACAACUCUCAGCCAUCGUCCUGGAGCGAGAAGUGGCCCAUCAUCUGCGAGUACUUUGGCCUCAAGGGCACAGCACCGCCCAAGGGCGGCUCAGGGCCGCAGCCGGCCCAGUAUCUCGCGGAUCACUUUGACGACUGGAAGGCGCUUGAAGAGAAAUACGACCUUGUCAGUGGGAGGGUGGGCAAUGAUCGCAGUUUCGGGCCUUUCGCCUACUUCAUCAUCACCAUGCUCGACUUUGAUCGACAGAUGGACCUGAGCAAGUGCCACGAGAUGUGGGGGUCUGCAAAGGAGGAGAUUGAUACCAAGACCUCGUGGUGGACGACGCUGGACCGGUUCCGCAAGGCCAAGAUCAUCCCAUGA